AUGGUAUUUAUGACGUGGUUUGAGAUCCUUGAUGGGCAGAUUGACCCAGACUGGAGGACUAAAGAUUGGCCUAUGAUGUCGACAACUGCAAUCCCUGUAUUAUUAGCUGUAAUAUAUAUUAUUUUUGUCAAAUUUGUUGGUCCAAACUAUAUGGCAAAUAAAAAGCCUUACAUCCUUCGAAAAGUUUUAGCAAUCUACAACACGGCACAAAUAUUAGCUUGUAUAUAUCUUACUGUGGAGUAUUUCAAAACAAAACCAAAAAUGGGGUGUGAUCCACUAGAUGUGUCUGAUGAUCCAACAGCAUUAUACGCAGCAAAAUUAGUAUGGUGGACGACAAUUUUAAAAUUAUCUGAAUUCAUUGAGACUGUUUUCUUUGUACUUCGAAAAAAACAAAACCAAGUUUCUGCACUUCACAUAUACCAUCACAUAACAACUUUUUUUUUUGUAUGGAUUGCCACAAGAAUAAACCCAGGUGGUAUUGUACGGAUACCUGUUAUGUUAAACAACACAGUUCACAUGGUUAUGUACUCAUAUUACUUAUUAUCAUCUAUGGGUCCAGGAAUACAAAAUAAAAUUAACAGUUACAAAAAGUACAUUACUAUCAUACAAAUGGUACAAUUUUGUAUUUUGAUCGUUAACUCAAUAUUUUAUUUGACUCCUAGCUGCCAAGUACCUAAUAUUUACGGAUUGAUAUUCAUACCUAAUGUUUUUAUUGUAUUUUAUAUGUUUUACGACUUUUACCGAACAUCAUAUAUUAAAAAAAAACCUGUAGACCGUCGCAAUAGUACGAGUAUAAAAAUUAGCAAUAAUAGUAAUAACAACAAUAUUAAGAUUAAAGGAAAACUUUAA
Macrosiphum euphorbiae (potato aphid) is the source of this 849-nucleotide messenger RNA. The record is from the annotation of a GenBank genome assembly. Lineage: Eukaryota; Metazoa; Arthropoda; Insecta; Hemiptera; Aphididae.